This is a messenger RNA of Dipodomys ordii (Ord's kangaroo rat), 1231 nucleotides long. RefSeq names its product tubulin folding cofactor C (gene Tbcc). NCBI's taxonomy places the organism in Eukaryota, Metazoa, Chordata, Mammalia, Rodentia, Heteromyidae. Gene Ontology annotation, molecular function: tubulin binding. Gene Ontology annotation, biological process: tubulin complex assembly; post-chaperonin tubulin folding pathway. Bases 21 to 1052 code for a protein of 343 amino acids. Gene Ontology annotation, cellular component: cytoplasm. The record is from RefSeq and is a predicted model, not a curated record. The transcript has a single exon.
AGCAGCAGUUCGCGUAUAAAAUGGAGACUGCUGGGUGCUCGGCCGCCGCCGUGGGCAACAGCGACCCGGGAGUGCAGCGCGACUACACCAUGGUGCCGGAGCGGCUUCAGAGACGCGAGCAGGAGCGGCAGCUUGAGGUGGAGAGGCGGAAGCAGAGUCGGCAGAACGAAGAAGUGGAAGAGGAGAAGAGCAGCUUCUUCACCUCCACCUUAGCCCGCGAGCGGGCGGCCGUGGAGGAGCUUCUGCGGGGCGACGGGGCGGCCGAGCGGCUGGAGGAGGCGGCCGAGCGGCUGCAGGGGCUGCGGAAGCUCCUGAACGAUUCAGUGCGGUUCCUGUCUCCCUACAACCUGCGGCAGGGCCAGGAGACGCUGGUCCAGCUGCAGGCCGCCCUGGCCCAGCGGCGCCAGGAGCUGAAGCCGGAGAAGCGAUUCGCGUUCAAGGCCCGGAAGAGCCAGGCCGCUGGGGCCGCGCGGGUGGAGGCGGCUCCGGAGGCCCCGGCGCCCGCGCGCGCCCUGUCCUCCAAGGACGACGACCAGGCGGCUUCCGAGACCAGCUGGGCCUGUGGCUUCUCCAACUUGGCGUCCCAGGUCUUGGAGAAAAGAGGCGCCGAGCUGCACCAACGCGACGUCCUAUUGAGCGGUCUGAGAGACUGCACGGUCAAGCUGUUGGGCAACCCCAACACUUUGCGACUGGCCCAGGCCCACGGCUGCCGGGUGCUGUGCGGGCCCGUGUCCACCUCCGUGUUCCUGGAGAAUUGCACGGACUGCGUGCUAGUCGUGGCCUGCCAGCAGCUCCGCGUGCACAGUACCGAGAACACUCGCAUCUUCCUGCAGGUCACCAGCAGGGCCAUCGUAGAGGACUGCAACCGGAUCCAGUUCGCCCCGUAUACCUGGAGCUACCCCGGAAUCGAGCAGGACUUCCAGAGCUCCGGGUUAGAUCGGAGCAGAAAUAACUGGAACGACGUGGAUGAUUUUAACUGGCUGGCCCGGGGUGUGGCCUCCCCGAAUUGGAGUAUUCUUCCCGAAGAGGAGCGGGAGAUCCCGUGCGACUAGACUGAAGCCGGCGCCCCUGGUCUUCACUCCUAACCAAAUACACUCCUCGUGGGCAUGGCUGCUGCUAACAAAAGUUUAUAUAUUGUUGUCAUGUUGUGUACAUUUACGGUAUUUUCGUGCUUGAGAUCACAGGAGGCCCCUAACUUGUGAUCCAAUAAAUUCAUGAUGAUUCUAACGCG